Messenger RNA from Cladocopium goreaui, 3667 nucleotides. NCBI's taxonomy places the organism in Eukaryota, Dinophyceae, Suessiales, Symbiodiniaceae. The record is from the annotation of a GenBank genome assembly.
UUGUGGACUGGUAUUAAUCCUCCAGGCGCUCCUGCAACCUGCACAUGGCUACGCAUGGAUGGCAAAGAUUAAGGCACCAUCCUUGAUGAACUUGCGCAAGAUGCAGAAGGGUUCCAAGUUUGGGGACAAAAAGAUUGUGGUCAUUACCGGAACGAGUUCCGGUCUCGGCAAAGCUGCCACGAAAGCCCUGCUUCGUGCAGGGGAUUAUCACGUGGUGGGUGCCGUACGUGACCUCGAGAAGAUGAAGAUCGUGGCAGAGCUCGAGGGUUUCGACAUGGAUCGUUUCACUCCCAUGUACUUGGACCUCGCAAGCUUUGAAUCGGUUCACAAUUUUGCAAAGGACUUGGACAAGUUCCGAGGGGAUCGCCCCGUGGACCGCUUGGUGUGCAACGCCGCGGUAUAUCAACCUACCCUGAGCUACCCCAAGUGGACCGUGGAUGGACACGAACAGCAGCUGCAGAUCAACUAUUUGAGUCAGUUCCUGCUGACCUCGAAAGUGAUGCCCAUGAUGACCGAGUCAGACGACGCACGCGUGUGCAUGAUUGGAUCUGUGACUGGAAAUGACAAUACUGUGGGUGGAGGUGGAGUUUAUCCCAUCGCCGACUUAAAGGAGUUAGACGGCCUGGAGCUUGGCUGUCAGAAACCGAUUGCCAUGAUGGAUGGCUACAACUUCAACGGCGCCAAGAUGUACAAGGAUACCAAGCUGGCCCUGAUGAUGACCUCCAACAUGUUGCACGAGCGCUUCCACCGCUCCACGGGCAUUUCCUUCAGCUCCAUCUAUCCCGGAUGCAUUGCAGAAUCACCUCUUUUCCGAGAAAAGCGACCCUGGUUCAGGAAGUACUUCCCCAUCUUCAUGAAGUACAUCACUGGAGGAUACGUCGGAGAGGAGGAGGCUGGCACCCGCCUUUUUCAAGUUCUUCAUGAUCCCAAAUGCACCAAGUCUGGUGUGUAUUGGUCCUGGAACGGCGGACCCCGCGAGGGUCGCGGCGUGGAAGCCAUGGAGAAGGGCGGGCAGAUCGUGGGCGCCGGGGGUGCUGGAGGCGGCUGGGAGUCAAUCUAUGAGAACGACCAGUCUGACAAGGUCCACAACAAGGACAUGAUGUUGAAGUUGUGGCAAUGCACCAACGAGAUCACUGGUGCUGAGUGGCCAAAGGCAUAUCAAGCCAAGUCACCUUGUCCCACACUGAAGGUGGUGGGCGCGGCCACCCAGAUCCUGGGCAUCAUGGAAGAACGCGCUCGUAUGAAGGCCUCACGCGAUGGCGAGGGAGCCAAGAUCGUCGGCAACCGGACCUUGCCCAAGGAGGUUGUUUUCCAGCCACAGAACGUCAUGACCAUGGCUCGCGCCGGGCAACCCCUGAGUGAAGUCGCCUCACAAGCAGACGUCUUUAUCCGCUACAAAUGCAAGAAGGGCAAGUGCAAGACCUGCUCCGUGAACAUCAACGGCAAAUGGGUCUGUGCCUGCCAGACCAAGAUCCCUCCGCAGGCCGCCGGGGAACGCUUCGAAGUGAAGGUGAGGCCGGUGUCAGACGACCACAAGACCCAGGAAAAGGCUGCCUUCUUCACCCCCAAGUCCUUCGCGGAUGGUGUGGUGAACAACGGCCUGGGUGUUGUGGGCUUCGUCAAAGAGGCCUUUGGAGCGGAUCCAGACUUCAAGGCGCGCAUGGAGCGCGAGAAGUUGGUCGAGGAGAUGUUGGCCAAAGCCCGCAGGUCGUCGACGUCGUCGACCUCUGUGGGGCCAUCACCAAGCAGCCUCAGGGGGACGCCACAUGGAAGUGGCCAGAUCCAUGAGAUUCGCGAAGUAGCGCCGCGGGAGGUUGAUGCAGACAGCCGUGAGGGACGUUCACAGUUUGCAGUGGCAGGCGUUGCUGCAACUGCCGCCUUUGUGCUGGCAUUGAUCCAUCAUUUUCAAGGUUUCAGGAUGGAUUCGCAACCAGCGGGCGAAGAUCUGGGCGAAGAUCUGACGCAUCUGACGUUUUUCCAAUGUGACGACUUGGUGGGGGCCGAUGGUUCCAAUGGAGAUGGCAGCCGUGCGUCAGCUGCGAAGCAAGCAGCAGCCCCUUUGAAUCCCAUUUUGCCUACUCAGUCUUGGUUUGAAGACACGAUCGUGCAGUUUGAGCGAGAGCAGAUCACAGAAGAGCAGUUCGAUUUGGUCCACGGAUCAUUUCUCAUGGAGGCCUGGCUUGGCGAAUUCAAUAUGUCCACAGAAUGCCCCGAGCCAAUUGAAAUUAUCACGGACGCAGAAGAAGCUGUUUCAAGUUUCAUGAAAGGUGCCAUCAACCACAGGCCAGCUUCAUUUGUCAAAGCGCCGCCGCAAGGUCACCAGACCAUUGGUGGAGCAGAGGCUGGAGUCCGAGCCAUUAAAGAUGCGUUCAACACUCUUCGGCAAGACUUGCGUGAGAAUGGCUGUGAUGUUUGCGUCAGGAAUCAGACAGCUGUGAAUGUGCCAGCUAGCUUGAAGAAAGAUUGCAUUUCCCGAUUUGAGAAGGCAACGUAUUUGCGACCUGAGUUCAACUCAUUGGGGGAUGUCGUUUGUACUGUCAUUGGAGGGCAAGAACGUUUCUUUGUUUGCAAGAGCUUUAAGAUUGUUUCCCCAUUGGAGUGGGACGUCUCCUUGUCUCCAUCUGUUUUGCAUUUUUUCGACCGGAUGCAGCUUGAUGUUUCCAUUGAAGAUCUCUCCGCAAAGAUGUCUGUGCGACGUUUGAGUGGCAAGCAGAAGCCACCGCCAGGCCUGGGUGAAGCUGAUGAACCCAUCCAGCAGAGGUUUCCAGACUUUCCAGCAAACAGAGAGAAACGAGUUUCGUUUGAUCUUCCAAAGAAUCAACCCAUACCAGAAAGUCUCCCAGUUGAAGGGGGUCAACAUCUCGAUGAGAAUCCACAUGAUGUUCCAUAUUCGCCCAGCCUUGCACCCAGUUCUCCAAAGGCAUUGGACGAGCCAGAAAUCAUCCAUGACAUGGAAGUAGACGACUCUGCUGACGGAAUGGUAGACCUAAGUGAAUUUGCAGCUGCUGGAGGCGAACCUACAGCCACGGAAGCUAUGGAGUUAGAUUUGGUAACAGCCUUGGAUAACUUUGAGCUUUCGUAUUUAGAAGAGCGUCACAUUGGCAUGUUGCAAUCGGUUUAUCAGAUCCGCGGAGUGAAACCCAAGAGCAGCAAGGCAAACCUUUGUGGGGAAGAAAUCUUACUUUUGUUUCCUGGAUAUGUCAUCAGUGACGCCAAUGGCCAAUAUCUCGACAAAGACCUUGCGUAUGCAGGGAUGCGCACUGAAAUCGAUUCCAUGACCAGUCAGAAGGUUGGCAGACCAAUCCAUGAGCAGGAAGCCCAGCGUCUUGCCAAGCAAUGGCAGAUUAGUAUAAUCACUUGCCGAUGGGUUUGUGUUGAGAAAGAUCCCUUGAAUGUUCGCAUGCGACUAGUUGCACGGGAAAUGGCAAAAGGAAAGAGUUCUGCCCGUGACCUCAUGGUUUCUUCGCCUACUUCCAGCAUUGAAUCUUUGAGAAUCCUCAUUGCAGAAGCAGCAGUCCUGGACCUGGUGAUUCUAGGCCUGGACAUCAGUGCUGCAUUCAUGGCUUCUCCUCUAGGCCAUAAAUGGCUUGAGAACAAGCGGUUUGGCUUGGGUAGAACACUUAAGUAUUUGCAGUUGCCGUUCAAGACCAUUUGGCCCUACACCUAA